AUGUGGUUGAGAGCUGUUGGCAAGCCAAGCUCCACGCGUGCAGAGAGAAGGCAAAAAAACACAAACAGAAGAGGCUAAGGUAGAAACUGUGUUGGGGGAAAAAGGAGAGAAAAAGGAAGGUAGAAGAUAGAGGGGGACAACUUGAGAGGAGAGUUUUCAUUAGUCCCACCUUGGAGCUGAAGUCCUGUCCAGUAUACAACCAGAUUGAUGAGCAGAAGGGGAGGUGAACAAAAUAUCUGACCUAAAGAAGUUGAUCCUAAAUCAAGAGUCAAAUCCUCUUCAUCUUGAUUGUCAACACUUAAAGGUCCCCGCUCCAGAUUUCUACUGCUUCCACUGAAGAAGUCUCCAUCCACUCUGCCGUCCAUACUGGAGUAUGCCCUGUCAACCCUGCCGCUGAUCCAGGCGGUCAGCAUGAUCUCUCACUACCCUCUAGCCACCCUGCUGCCCUGGCCCGCAGGUCCCAACCACCACUGUCCAGACCUGGACUGCACCUUGCUGCUGGAGGGAGAAGGCGGGGUCGCCCUGCAGAGGUACCAGCCUCGCUCCCCAGAGAGCAGCCCGCGCCACUGGAGCUCAGUGCAGGACUGGGGGGAGGAAGUCGAGGAAGGAGCCAUCUACAACGUGACACUAAAGAGGGUUCAGAUUCAGCAGGCGGCCAACAAGGGAGCAAGAUGGCUAGGGGCGGAGGGCGAUCGUCUACCUCCCGGCCACACGGUGAGCCAGCUGGAGACCUGCAAAAUCCGAAGUAUCCGCGCUGGAACCCUGGAGCGUCUGGUGGAGACAUUAUUAACAGCGUUCGGUGACAAUGACCUCACCUACACCUCCAUCUUCCUGUCCACCUACAGAGCCUUCACCUGCACACAGACUGUACUGCAGCUACUGUUAGACAGGUAUGGAAGUGUGGAAGAAAACGAGCAAGACACAGCCAGACGCCAAGGCUCUGAAACCAAUGGAGCCAUCAGAAAUGCCCUGGCCUCUAUCCUGCGUGCCUGGCUAGACCAGUGUCCCGAAGACUUCCAGGAGCCUCCUGACUACCCUUGUCUCCACAGAUUGAUGGACUACCUGCGCAGGGCCCUGCCAGGCUCGGAGGCUCUUAGACGGGCAGAGGGUCUGCUGGAGCAGCUGCAGAGUCAGGCCAGCAUGGACGACACUGAUGCUGGUUUCCAUGGCAACAGUUCUUUCUGCCUGGGGGAGGAGGAGGAAGUAGAGAUUGAGGUCCAGGAGGACUUCCUGUCGUUUGAGGCCGACCUGGUGGCUGAGCAGCUGACCUACAUGGACGCGCUGCUGUUUAAAAAGGUUGUACCCCACCACUGCCUGGGCUCUAUCUGGUCCCAGAGGGACAAGAAGCACAACAAGCACAGCGCCCCCACCAUUCGAGCCACUAUUACGCAGUUUAAUGCUGUGGCAGCAUGCGUGGUCAGCACAGUGUUGAAACAGAGACAGAUCAGACCACAUCUCAGAGCACGGGUCAUCCAGCGCUGGAUAGACAUCGCUCAGGAGUGUCGAAUACGCAAAAACUUCUCGUCUCUGCGAGCCAUUGUGUCUGCGCUGCAGUCCAUCCCGCUGUACAGACUGAAAAGGGCAUGGGCCUGUGUGCACAAAGACAGCAUGCAGACAUAUGAAGAACUGUCGGACAUUUUCUCCGAUCACAACAACUACCUGACCAGCAGAGAGCUCCUAAUGAGGGAAGGCACUUCAAAGUUUGCCAGUCUGGAGAGUUGUGCCAAGGAGCACCAGAAACGCACCCACAAGAGACUACAGCUGCAGAAGGAAAUGGGAGCAAUGCAAGGAACGAUACCGUACUUGGGGACUUUUCUCACCGACCUGACCAUGUUGGAUACGGCCCUGCCUGACCUAGUAGAGGGUGGGCUGAUCAACUUUGAGAAGAGACGCAGGGAGUUUGAGGUGAUCGCUCAGAUCAAGCUGCUUCAGUCGGCUUGUAACAGCUACUGUCUGAGGCCAGAGCCGGCUUUCCUCCGCUGGUUUAAGAGCCAGCCUCAGCUCAGUGAGGAGGAAAGCUACGCCUUGUCCUGUGAGGUGGAAGGUCUUGGUGACAGCAGCCCAACCUCACCUAAACCUCGAAAAAGCAUGGUGAAGAGACUCAGCCUGCUGUUUCUUGGAACAGACAGUAAUGCGGCCAGUUCUCCAGUCAGAGAGAUGCCGCGCUCGCCUCCUACUGGCAGCUCAGGGGAGAGCAUGGACUCAGUCAGCGUGUCUUCCAGUGACUCCAGCAGCCCGUCAGACAGCGAGGGCCUCACUCCCACUCACACCUCCGAAUCCCAGCAAAAGCUAUCGGAAUCCUCCUCUUGUACUUCACUCCACUCCAUGGACACCAGCUCGUCGACGGCCAGUGUCUCCCUGACUCCCGCAUCUCCUUUACUCCCCGGGCUGCCCUGCACCCACAGACGCUCCAUCUCGCUCACACCCAUAUCCCCUUGCUCCCCGAGCCAAACCCCAGCUUAUAACACUCAGGCCCAAGAUGCGUGCAUCAUAAGGGUCAGCCUGGAGCAUGGCAACGGGAAUCUUUACAAGAGCAUAUUGUUGACCAAUCAAGACAAGACUCCGGCUGUAGUUUCUAGAGCCAUGGCAAAGCACAACCUGGAGGUGGAGCCAGAGGAGGGAUACGAGCUGGUACAAGUCAUCUCUGAGGAGAAAGAACUGGUGAUCCCAGACAACGGCAAUGUCUUCUAUGCCAUGAACACCUCAGCCAACUUUGACUUCCUGCUGCGGGUGCGGGGCUCAGCGCGUCGGACAGUCCAGCUGCGAAGCCGGUGUAGCUCCACACUGCCCCGCAGCCAGCACCGCUCGAGCCUGUCGCUCAGACUCAGCAAGGUCACGCUGUGACCCCUGAGCCGCAGGGACACAGCUGUUUGCCCUUACGCCACUAACCCAGGACAAUACAAAGCAUGGACUGGAGGAGGCUGGAUGGACACAUGGAUGAGGAGCACUGGAGGACUGCUGGUGGAUCAAAUGAGUUUUCAGACUCUUUAGGAGCUUUGACUCUUACCCGUUUCUCGCCAUGAACUGUGUCAUCCCGUCUUGUCCCUUUGUCCAGCCUUAAUAUGGAACAUGGGUGUGUAGCGUGACUGCUGUGCCAGUUGGACUUGACAUUUGACUAGUGAUGCCUGACAAACAGAGUGAAACAGCGACCCCAGGUGGCCUACACUCUUUAGAACAACAGGUUUUUGCACAUGUUAACAGGAGCAGCCAGACUCCUGACCUCCAACAGUAUUCUGAUAUUGAAUGAACUUCUUUUUGUCAUGUGAUGUCUGUGCAGUUUAAUAUUUACUUUUCUAAGUAUUAGAUGUGUGAUGAAUGCAGAAAGAGGAGAUGGAUGGUGGGAUGGAAGGAGAAGUGGACUGAGUGUCAAGUCCUGUUGCCUUGAUUAAUGAAUGAAUGGACCUCUGACAGUAUUCUGAAUGAUAUUGAUUGACAGGAGCUGUUAUGUCAUUAUUUUCUCUAGUUGGGCGUGUUUAGCUGCCAUGCCCGGCUCGUGCACAGUGUGCAUGUUGUGUGUGUCUU
Molecule: messenger RNA, 3522 nt
Organism: Micropterus salmoides (largemouth bass)
Lineage: Eukaryota; Metazoa; Chordata; Actinopteri; Centrarchiformes; Centrarchidae
Product: ral guanine nucleotide dissociation stimulator-like 1
Exons: 18
Coding region: 412-2844 (810 amino acids)
Biological process (GO): positive regulation of GTPase activity; Ras protein signal transduction
Cellular component (GO): plasma membrane
Molecular function (GO): guanyl-nucleotide exchange factor activity
Source: RefSeq, a predicted model, not a curated record